UUCUUCUAUCUUGCGAGAGGAAGCAGACGUGUAUCUGCUGCCCCAGUCAUGACUAUGAUCCGUUUAGGUGCGCUUGUUUUUUGUUGUCUGUGUGUGUCGUCAACACGAGCUGAUUGUGGAUAUGGUUGGAAAAGUUUCAAAGAUUCUUGCUACUUGUUUGUUGAUAACUUUAUGGACUGGUAUGACGCACAGGCAGAUUGUGUCAGAAGAGGAGGACACUUAGUAGAUAUUGUAGACGCUGAGGAAAACGAAUUUAUACAUUCAAAUCUUCACGAUUACUGGAACUGGCACCAUAUCGGGCUGUCUGACACGAUUGAUGAAGGUACAUUUAAAUGGGUCACAGGAACCGCUAUGGAAUAUGAUAACUUCUGGCCAGGAGAACCGAACGACUCCAGAGGAGCGGAAGACUGUGCAGAAAUGAGAUAUUCUGGACUUUGGAACGAUGUGUCAUGUUAUAAAAAUCAGUAUUACAUAUGUGAAAAGGAAGCAUCCGACUCUGGAAAUGUUGAUACUACGUUGAGAGAUGCUUCGUCGGGAGAUGCUACUACAACGACAGAACAGUAUGAUUUUCGAUGGAAAUAAAUAAUUUGAAUAGCAACAAAAACAAACGAAGACAAUAUUUGUUUGUUUGCAUUAAAUUUACAAAUAUGA
Mytilus trossulus (common blue mussel) is the source of this 651-nucleotide messenger RNA. RefSeq names its product perlucin-like protein. The record is from RefSeq and is a predicted model, not a curated record. The transcript has 5 exons. The coding region runs from base 49 to 582 and encodes 177 amino acids. Gene Ontology annotation, molecular function: signaling receptor activity. NCBI's taxonomy places the organism in Eukaryota, Metazoa, Mollusca, Bivalvia, Mytilida, Mytilidae.